AAGAAUCGAGAUCGCUCAAUCUCAGCUAGCAAUGGCCUCCAAGGACAACAAGAAACCCUCGAAACCCCGAACCGGAGGCAUCCGUACACUUUCCGAUCUGAACCGGCCCACCGCCGACUCCGACAGCGACUCCGAUGCUCCCCAGGAGUAUUACACCGGCGGCGAGAAAAGUGGAAUGCUGGUUCAGGAUCCGACGAAAGGCAACAACGAUGUGGAUUCGAUCUUUAAUCAAGCUAGGGAGUUAGGAGCGGUGGAGGGACCUAUUGAUCCUUCUUCUGCAUCCUCGAGCUCGAGGAGCUUUGCCGGAACGGGUAGACUACUCUCCGGGGAGACUAUACAGUCUGCUCCGCAGCAGCCCGAGACUGUUGUGCAUAACAUCAUUUUCUGGAGUGAUGGUUUCAGUGUAAAUGAUGGACCGUUGAGGCGGUUGGAAGAUCCUGAAAAUGCACCGUUCUUAGAGAGCAUCCGAAAAUCUGAAUGUCCAAGGGAGUUAGAACCAGAAGACAGAAGUACUGCAGUUCAUGUCAAUCUGAUUAGGCGGAACGAGAAAUACCCUGAAGCGGUGAAGCGUCAAGUUGCAUUUCAGGGUGUUGGAAGAACUCUAGGUAGCAGCUCAGGAGCAGUGCCUUCUGAGCCAACCUCUUCAACAACUCCUCUAAGUACUGGUCCAACCCCAUCCCUCGGCCUAGUUGUGGAUGAAAAUUUGCCAACCACAUCAGUUCAGCUUAGGCUAGCUGAUGGCACCCGUAUGAUUGCACAAUUUAACUACCAUCACACCAUCAGUGACAUUCGCACCUUUGUCGAGACAUCUAGGCCUGGGAGUCCGAGUAAUUAUCAGUUGCAGGUGAUGGGGUUCCCUCCUAAAAUCCUCAAUGAUCCGACCCAAACAAUAGAACAGGCAGGUCUUGCCAAUUCAGUAGUGAUCCAGAAAUUCUAGUCAGCUGCUCUAUUAUAUUUUAUGCUGGUUGUGAUCCUUGUAUGUGCAAAGGUGUCAUGAGCGUGAACUUUGUACUUUCAGUGCACACCUACAAUGUUUGUGAAGAAGGUUGAAUCUAUUUGAAAAAGAUUUCCAUAUUAAUUUAAUUUAAUUAUAAUCUUUUACAGAAAACC
Fragaria vesca subsp. vesca is the source of this 1110-nucleotide messenger RNA. Its product is annotated as UBA and UBX domain-containing protein At4g15410-like. Gene Ontology annotation, biological process: Golgi organization; membrane fusion; proteasome-mediated ubiquitin-dependent protein catabolic process. The record is from RefSeq and is a predicted model, not a curated record. Gene Ontology annotation, cellular component: nucleus; cytosol. The transcript is spliced from 4 exons. Gene Ontology annotation, molecular function: ubiquitin binding. NCBI's taxonomy places the organism in Eukaryota, Viridiplantae, Streptophyta, Magnoliopsida, Rosales, Rosaceae. The coding region runs from base 32 to 937 and encodes 301 amino acids.